AUGGCAGGGUACUUCUUCAGUUCUCCAGUCGAUAUUGAUAUUCGUUUGGAAGGGGAGGAGAAUAGAAAGCAAGUGGAGAUUAGACUUGAGAAAGACCGUAAAGAAACCUCCCCUGUUUACUUCGAUGGCGAGUCAAUCGUCGGUCAGGCGACGGUAAGAGUACGUGACGGGAAGAAACUUAUCCAUGAAGGCAUCAAAGUAGAGUUUGUUGGGAGCAUCGAACUCUUUUACGAUCGAGGGAAUCAUCAUGAGUUCCUGUCACUAUCGCAAGAGCUCGCCGCUCCAGGAGAAAUGCGGUCAGCCCAGACGUACGAUUUCCACUUCAAGAACGUCGAAAAGCAGUUUGAGAGUUACCAAGGCAUCAACGUCAAACUACGGUAUCUGCUUCGGGUUACUGUGUCGCGAAGAUUAGCGGAUGUCACAAAGGACCGGGAACUAUGGGUUCAUUCUUACCGCAUGCCACCCGACAGCAAUAAUUCGAUCAAAAUGGAAGUGGGUAUCGAAGACUGCUUACAUAUUGAGUUCGAAUAUAACAAAUCGAAGUACCACUUGAAGGAUGUAAUCGUUGGGAAAAUCUACUUCUUGCUCGUGCGAAUAAAGAUAAAGCACAUGGAACUCUCCAUCAUUCGCAGAGAAACAACAGGCGCUCCCCCAAACCAAUACAACGAGUCGGAGACGAUCACCAAGUUCGAGAUUAUGGAUGGCGCACCUGUCCGUGGUGAAACGAUACCUAUACGACUCUUUUUGGGAGGGUUUGAACUCACCCCAACAUUUCGUGAUGUGAACAAGAAGUUCAGUACCCGGUACUACCUUAAUCUCGUAUUAAUCGACGAGGAAAAUCGGCGAUAUUUCAAACAGCAAGAAAUCACUGUAUUCCGAAUACCAGAGAAUUGAUAGUUUUCCAGCGCUUUAUGCCAGUAUAAUCACUUGGACUUAUAAUAUUGUUUCGUAUGACUUAACUAUGAUCACGCACUUUACAACUGCAACAAGUAUAGUGAAUUUCACAAAAUACAAUAAGGCGAUAAGUCUUGGCU
Molecule: messenger RNA, 1034 nt
Organism: Cantharellus anzutake
Lineage: Eukaryota; Fungi; Basidiomycota; Agaricomycetes; Cantharellales; Hydnaceae
Product: vacuolar protein sorting-associated protein 26
Exons: 6
Coding region: 1-894 (297 amino acids)
Biological process (GO): intracellular protein transport; retrograde transport, endosome to Golgi
Cellular component (GO): endosome; retromer complex
Source: RefSeq, a predicted model, not a curated record